AUGGUAUUGCGAGGACCCAACGGAGCUACUGUCAAUGCUGUCAAUGGCAAGCCGGGUGUGACACGUACAUUACGAGUACCUGCUGUCACCAGUUUUCGGCAACUGACCGAUGUCCUCAACACUGCCUUUGGAUGGAUAGGGGAUGGGGAGUGGGACUAUCUGAUUGCCACCAAUGCUGGCAAGUGGUCAAAUGUCGAGCCACCACCAUGGCAGUUCAUCGCUAGGGUCCUGAAGAUUGUGACACGGCGGACUGCAGAAUAUGCUGUGCCAGAUGAAGAAGAAGCCCACAUUCGAGCAAGGGAGAUUAGACUCUUUGAUGUCUGGGGCCGUCACCAGCCACGGCAAUGCCAGAACCUCCAGGUCUGGUAUAACUAUCAUUCUGAAAUUGAAUGGGCACACCAGAUUUCUUUCCUUGGUGAAGCCAAUGAUAGACUUUUCGAAGCAUCAAGAAUGGAGGAGGAUCGAGAAUAUUGGUGCAUCGCUGGUGAAGGACAUGCACACCCUGAAGAUCAUCCUGGCAAUCUCGACAAAUGGCGAAAGAAGACCAACCUUUGGGCUUGGGACAUGGCGAAGAUCAACAAAGAAUUGGCCGAAUUGGAGGAGAGCUCCUUGCAUAGAUAG
Molecule: messenger RNA, 621 nt
Organism: Aureobasidium namibiae CBS 147.97
Lineage: Eukaryota; Fungi; Ascomycota; Dothideomycetes; Dothideales; Saccotheciaceae
Exons: 1
Coding region: 1-621 (206 amino acids)
Source: RefSeq, a predicted model, not a curated record